AUGCACAAUUUAACUCCAAAAAUAACCAAUAUUGGAAUAUCUAAAUUUCAUACUUCCAAUGGUCUCCCGUUUACUCCGUACAGUCCUCCACAAUAUUUGAGCAAAUACAAAACAAAUGAUAAAACAAAAUUAAAUAUUUACAGCUUUGGCGUUUUGAUGUGGGAAAUAUCUAAUAAUGGCAUUGAACCUUUUUAUAACAAAUAUGAUGAUAUAAAAUUGGCAGUUGAAAUAAUUAAUGAUUUUAAAGAAUUACCUAUAAAAGGAACACCUCUCAACUAUGUUAAUUUAUAUAAAAAAUGCUGGGAUAAAAAUCCAGAAGAAUUACAAAACAUAUCUUGUGAUAAAGUAUACUAUAACAGCAUUGAUGAUGAUACUCCAAUGAACAUUGAUUUACCUGUCAAUACUAGUGAAAAUGUUAUCAUUAAAGAUUGUGUUUUAGAUUUCAAUGAUCUUGAAAAUGAAAUGAUGAGAAAAAUACAACUGAUUAAUCGAUUUGGCUUACAUAAAGGAAGGAAUUGUGAUGGAAAUGAUUUUAUU
Molecule: messenger RNA, 537 nt
Organism: Racocetra fulgida
Lineage: Eukaryota; Fungi; Glomeromycota; Glomeromycetes; Diversisporales; Gigasporaceae
Source: the annotation of a GenBank genome assembly